AUGAAGUCGUUUGGAACUAAAUCAAUGCUGUGCUCAUUGACGAGAUCGUUUGUUCAAGAAUUUUUCUUUAUGCCGAACAUCCUUCAAGUUUUAUUCAAUUAUUUGAAAUUCAAUCAAGUCCAUCGUGCAAUUUACAUCUACGAUAAUGAAGAAUCAACGCAUCGAAUCUAUGAAUUAUUGAAACUUAUGAACAAUGAUGAAUAUUUCGAUGAUUUCAUCUUCGAUAUUCGCACGACAGUAUAUGAAGAUGUCUAUUCAUUGUUAUACAGCAUUGAAUCGCAUUCAUUACAUAAAGAUCAAAUACCACGAUAUAUCCUACUUGAUCUUCAUUCCUAUGACAACUAUGAAAGGAUGUUUGAUCAAAUCUCGCAUAUGGGACUUACAAGUAACUUUUAUCAAUAUAUAAUUGUAUCAACAUUCGAUGCGUGUUUAUGGAUGAAUAGAUUGAAUUUUACAGGUUUAUUAAUUUAUUUUGAUUAUCAACAACGUGAUUGCAAUCUGGAUUAUCCUCCAAUACCGACAACGACCACAACGUAUUCUUCGCCAGUUCCAUCAAUGAAACGUUCGUCGUCAUAUUAUCGAUCGAAUUUAUCAUUUCGUCAUGAUUCUGACGGUGAACGAAUCUCAAAUCCAAGCACAAAUCCUUCGUUGAACAUGUCAUUUGCGUCGAAUCAAACGAAAUCUAUGUUAAAUCUAUGUGAUAGUAAACUCAAUACAAAUAAAGAAUACUUUACAUAUUCAUAUUUCACAUCUUAUCUUCCGAAAUCCACUCAGCUUUACUCACGUCCAUUGUUCGAUUCAAUCAAUUUAGCUAUACAAAUCUUAACAUCACCGCUAUUCGAUUGUCGAACGUAUCAUUUAAAAGAUGUACCUAUUCGACCGAUGAAUUGCAAUUUUGCUGAUGUGAAUGUAUUCUCAACACGCAAAUCUUCAAUAAAUCGAUUUCGGAAACAGAUUGAACUUGUCGGACGGUAUUCAACAUUAACGAAUGUUUAUCAGUCGUGUCAACUCAAUGAACAUAAAGAUUCUACUACGAAAAAGAAGCCAUUAUCGUCGAAGGUUUAUUAUAUUACCAGUCUAUUCGAUGAGCCGUUUCUUAUGCUACGCCGGCAAACGAACUCUAAUGGAAAUCAUAAUCGAACCCAGCCGAAUUUAAUCGAAUUGCAUGGUCAGAUAUUCAGUUUCGAUGAACUAGAGGGCUAUUGCGUUGAUCUAGCACGUGAAGUUUGUUCCGUUUUAAACAUCACAUGUCUAUUUCGUAUUGUGCAAGAUGGAAGUUUCGGAAGUAAGAAUGUCACGACGGGAAUGUGGAAUGGAAUGGUUGGUGAAAUUGUUGCUCGAAAAGCUGAUAUGGCUAUUGCACCGUUAACUAUCAGUCAGAGGCGAAUGGAAGUUGUUGAUUUUAGUAAACCGUUCAUGAAUUUAGGUAUUUCUGUUAUGAUUCGUAAACCUGAUGCUCAGAAGCCAGGUGUUUUCUCUUUUAUGAAUCCAGUUUCAAUGGAAAUUUGGCUAUGUUUUUCCCUCUCUUAUUUUGCCGUUAGUGUUGUUCUUUUCUUAACAUCAUGUCUGGUGCAUACCGGCUGGCGACGACGUAUCGUUCGGCGGCCAUCGUACCGAUCAUAUUCAUAUCCGAAGAGCGUUAAUGAUCGACGUAAAAGUGAAAUUCAGUUGCAACGUCAAAAACGCGAUUCCAGCUUUUCGGAACAAUCAGCUGAGUUGAAUAUAUCGGCUCGAGCAUCGAUACGACGUCGAUCACGGCAUCGAACACGCUUUCCUUCACAACACACACCAAGUUUGAAUUCGAACAAGAAUCGUAAGAGAAAGAGAGCAAAUGAAGAAAACAAUGCCGAUGCCGUUCAUCUCUUUGGUAUUUCAAAUGCACUUUUCUUUUCGUUUGCAUCGUUUAUGAGACAAUCAAUUAAUCUUGUGCCCAAAUCGUUAUCAGGUCGUGUUGCAGCAAUAUCGUGGUGGUAUUUUUCGUUAAUCUUCGUUUCAUCGUACACAGCCAAUCUUGUUGCUUUUCUUACCGUUGAAAAACUAGUUACACCCAUCGAGAGUGUUGAAGAUCUUGCGAAACAACAUGAAAUUAAGUAUGGGUCAUUGAGAAACGGAACAACUGCAGCAUUUUUUGAAAAAUCGAAUAUUACUGCCUAUCAAGAUAUGUGGGCAAUGAUGCAGAGAAGUUCGUCGGAGGUGUUCGUAACCAGCAAUGAUGAAGGUGUUGCAAAAGUACGAAGUUCCAAAGGAAAAUAUGCCUUUUUCAUCGAAUCAACUAAAAAUGAAUAUGUAAAUGAAAGAUUACCAUGUGACACAAUGAAGGUCGGAUCUGAACUUGAUUCGAAAGGUUAUGGUAUUGCAACACGAUUAGGUUCAGAUCUAACCGAAGCCAUCGAUAUUAUCAUCACUAAUCUUCGAGAAUCAGGUUUUUUAGACAAACUAAAACAACGUUGGUGGUACGAUCGUUCGGAAUGUUCGAAAAACACAAAAGAUAAGCGUUUCAGUGAAUUGAGCCUUUCAAGUGUGACAGGGCUUUUUUAUAUAUUUCUCUUUGGUAUUAUUCUCUCAUGUUUCAUUGCAUUCGCGGAAUUUCUCAUCACAGCAAAGACGGAAUCGGAAACAUUAAAUAUUGGUUUUCGAGAAAUUCUUCGUAUAAAAAUGAUUGAAAAUAUGAUUGGCAUAACAAUCAAUACACAACGACAAUUAGAAUUUGGGCGGAUUCAUCAAGAAUGUAAUUACGAAUAUCAUCACGAAGAAGAAGAGAUGGCCCGACAUUGCCUCGAUAGUCAAAUGCUAUCAUCACAAACUGAUGUGUAA
This is a messenger RNA of Adineta ricciae, 2814 nucleotides long. The record is from the annotation of a GenBank genome assembly. Lineage: Eukaryota; Metazoa; Rotifera; Eurotatoria; Adinetida; Adinetidae.